UGAAAAAUUUUAUUCUAAAGUAUGUAGAAUAUAUCUAAUAAAAUUUUUAUAUGAUAUAAUUUAAUUUCAAUAAGUUUUGAAUGUUACUAAUUAAAUCUAGUUUUUAGAAAAUGUCAUACGGUUGCUUUUUGCAUUUCGAAUUCCUCCCGCGAAACCCCUCCUACGUCGCCUGCGUGACACCGUCCUCCGCCCAACGCCACCGACGACGCCGGCUCUCCGACCAGAAACACCAAGCGACAAUACUUUGCUCAUACAGAGCCGGCGCUCAUCGGGAAAUCAUUUAACAAGCAAACGGUGUAUUUUUUAGAUUGCGAAGACCCCCCAUCUCUGGCCGCCGGCGUUGCUGAUACGAAGGUAAAAAAAUUUCAGAAAAGUGAACUUCUAUAUGGUUACGUUUAUCGUGUACUUGGAGAGGUGAGUUUUGGGUUUUGUGAGAUGGAUAUUUCGGAUUAGGGCAUGGAAAAAAAACAGUUUUUGCAUGGCUUUUGACCUCUAGUUUCCACCUCUGUUUUCGACCUCUGUUUUCAAGCAUCUCAUUCAUUGGGUUGUUUGAUUGAAGCUGAGUAUCUGUAUUUCGAAUAAAUUUUUUGCAUCUUUCUCACACAUUCGUAAUCGUUCGUUCUGCCCCUCUAAAGUUAGUACUGCUAGCUGGGUCUUCUGAUAGUGCAUAGUUUUUACAUUGUAAUGGAAAUGCAUGCAUCAUUCGUUAAAAUAAUGGGUAAGCUGUUCUUAGUUUUUGUUCAAAAAUUUUGUCGGAGUUUUAGAGGAGUGGUGGGCUAAAGCUUGAACCUUAGCCAUGAUGGGCAUAAGUGAUACCUAUAGCCUUUUUUUUUUCAUUUUCAAGCUGCAUGAUCUUCAGUGUCCUCUACUUACAGAGCAUGUAAAUGCGAAGGAGAAUGGACACUAAAUAUGACCAUUUUGAUGGAGUAGAUGAACGUGGUAUCUUUGGGGAAUUGAUUAUCCUUUCUUUGAAAGUGGAAAAAAAAAAUUGCAGUGCCUGGAAAACGUACUCUGUGAUUUUUUCUAUCCUCUGGUUUCUUUUACUCUCAUUCAUAUUAUUCCACAGACCCAAGGCCUGGGAAUGGUGUGACUCUAACCUGCCAGCCUUGAAAUAUUCGGCUUCACAAUGGUUCUAAAAAUGAGCUGCUUAAUUACCAUUUGAUUUACAGGAGUGAAGCGUGUGUAGAUUUAUGCGCUGCCCCUGGUAGCUGGAGUCAGGUAUUUGUUAAUGGAAUGAUUAUCACCUGGCUGUAAACUAUUUGUGAAAGUUUAUAUUUUACAUAAGAAUUCAUAUGAAAUCUCUGUGAUGGGAAAAAUAAAAUUAGUAAUUUUGCUUGAGGGAACUGGAAACCAGACUGAAUUAUAACAGUCAACAAUCAAAUGAAUUCUGAAUUAUAACAGUCAACAAUCAAAUGAAUUCAUUGAUGGUUUUAUUAUUAUUCAACAAUGGCUUUAUGUAGCCGUACCUAAUAAAAUAAAGAGUUGUAGAAAACAAGUAGUCUACUACUCAGCAAUUCCUAUCCACCCAACAACUCAUAGCAUGUCAAUUAAACUAAGCAAUCAACGGCCUUGAUAACUUCAUUAUCACCCUUAUUUGAAUUUUAUAAAAAACAAGAGACUAAAGAACAACUACAUGAAAACUAAUUAAAUGCAAAAUGAACUAUAACAUCUUCAUUCUGUUUAUUGUAUUUUUUGGUGUAUCAAAUGGGCUAGUCACGAGGUUUAUAAUCAAUUUGCCACUGUUUUGGAUGAGGUAAGCUUUGCAUUGACAUGAGUUGGUUAUGAAAUUAUUCAAGAACUACUUCCAUUCAUGCAAAAUUCACAAGCAAUUAUAUGAAGAUUGUCCAUGGUUGUAUGUAUAAAAAUUGAAAAAGGUCUGUAAUAAUUUCUCUGAUCUUUAACUCAAAGGCAUCUUCUCUCCUUGCUAAGAAAGGAAUUGAUGUGAGCUUGUGGGUUGAAGACCUAUAUUAGUGCCCGUGACUAACUUACAAACUUAGGGAAAAAGAAGAGUUUGCACUAUUAAUUGUUUAGAGUAUGUAAAUUUCGUUUACCAAUUUACCAAUACAAAAAUUCUUUUGUAAUUAUAUGAAGAUAAAUUCUUUGUAGGCAACACCUAUAUGCAUGUGAAGGAAACCCUGGGUAAGCAUUACUUUGAUAUUAUUACGAGUCUGUUAUAUGGACAUUCUGAUGCAAAGUGCAAUUGCUCCCUAAAUACUUUCACAAAAUUUAUAUAUAAGGUGAUUAAGCCAUUUUCUACACUACUUGAAAGAGCCUAAUUUCCUGAUUUUCUGGGGAGAAGAAUGGAAUAUAUGUGCUUUCAAUUUUUGCUAAUUUCGGUGAGAAACAUGGAAAUUCCAGGCCACUUGCUUUUUGGAAUGUGCUUUCAGAAUUUUCAACUGCAUGCAGCCAGUUGCUGUUUUUCUUGUUGUCUUCAAGUCCACUGAAAGGGCUUUAUCCUCUUUAACUGGUUAGAACUGUUUGCAACACGAGUUCCAUCUUGGAUUUGUUCUUUGAGUGCAUAUCUUGAUUUUGAAUCUGUGAAAUUAUUUCUUUCUUUUUGAUAGGUCAGAGAGAUAAACUUAGAAAUGAUUAAUAACAUCCAAAUACACAGGGUUAGAUAUUUGUCCUUAUUUCUAGGUUGCAUGAAUAACUAUCUUUUAAAAAAACCUAUCUGUAGCAAUAAUAUCUCACAGUUUUUUGGAUGUGAGAUUCUAUAUUAAUUGUCAGACUUUAAUGGGAAUUUUUUUUCUUUUGUGGCUCGCCUUUAAAGCCUCGGAAGACUGACUUAAAUUUAGUGUAAUGGGGGAAGAGGAAGAUAGAAUUGCACGUAAACCUUCGACGGCGACUUCACAACCAUUUUACACGCAUCAGAAUGUAAUUGGAAAUCCAAAUGUCGACCAUGUGAGUAGGCUGGUUGAUGUUAUAUUUUCUAUUAAAGUGUGUAUGACGUGCUCAUGCAUCUAGAUAAUUGCAUAAUGGCAGCAUCCUCACGAUACGCCCUACCCUCCGCCGAGUAGUUUGGAGGAUUUCAUUCGAGUUGAAGAUUCAUUUGGGGUAUAUUUGAGUUUGUUACCCAAAUUUCAAAAAUUUACAUGUUAAUUCAUUUGUUUAAAGUAAUUUAAUUUUUGAUGAACUUCAAGCUACUAUUGAGCAGAUGCCACCUUAUACUCAAUACCAAUCGUCGAGUAAUCUUGAAGACUUGAGGCAAGAAACGCCUCCUGCGUCGAUGACACCAAAUAGUGUAGAAUCUGAAUUUGAAGCAAAUGUUGGAAGUUCCUAUGAUGCUGAUGAAAUGUUUUUCGACAUAAACGAAGAUUUAGAGGGUACCACUGUUGUCCCGGAUGAUGAGGUACAAGUUGAACCACCAAGAUCCGGUAUGGAGUUUCACAGUGAGAAAGAGCUUAUUGCCUACUAUAAGCAGUAUGCCAAACAAGAGGGUUUUGGUGUAAGGACACAGAGGACUAAAAGAGAUGAUGAUGGGAGGCCUGUGUAUGUGACCAUUGGUUGUGCCCGUGCCGGAAAGUACUAUCCUAAGCCAAACAGUAAUAUCUCGAAGCCACGGGCAACAACUAAAACGGGUUGUAAAGCGAAGGUGAAUGCAACGUUGAACAAAGAUGAGAAAUGGGUUUUCACCACUAUUGAAACUUCUCACAACCAUAUUACUGUGAGCCCCAAGAAAAGUAGACUAUUGCGAUCGCACAAGCAUCUAGAUGAAUACAGUCAAAGAAUCCUCGAGCUGAAUGAUAGAGCCGGUAUACGAAUGAAUAAGAAUUUUUAUUCUCUUGUUGUUGACGCGGGGGGUUAUGAGAAUCUACCUUUUCAAGAGAAAGAUUGUAGGAAUUUCAUUGACAAAGCUAGAUAUUUAAGGUUGGGUAAAGGAGGUAGCGAUGCGCUUAAUGAGUAUUUCAAAAGAAUGAGAGAUCAGAAUGAUGGUUUUGUUUCUAACAUGGACGUGGAUGAUGAUGGAAGGUUACGGAAUGUGUUUUGGGCUGAUGCACGGAGUCGAGCAGCCUAUGAGUAUUUUGGAGACGUUGUAUCCUUCGAUACAACGUACCUAACAAAUAGGUACGGUAUGCCGUUUGCUCCAUUCGUUGGUGUUAACCAUCAUGGCCAAUCCAUACUCUUUGGGGCGGGAUUGCUAUCAAGCGAGGACACACAUAGUUUUGUUUGGUUAUUCCGAUCGUGGUUGGAUUGCAUGAGAGGUAGGGCGCCCAAAGCUAUCAUAAUCGACCAAGAUCGAGCGAUGAAGAAUGCGAUUGCUACUGUAUUCCCUGAAACUCGUCAUAGAUAUUGUUUAUGGCAUAUAAUGCGCAAACUCCCAGAGAAGUUAGGAUCGCACGCCAAAUUCAACUAUGGGUUGAAGACUGACAUUCAGGCUUCAUUAUAUGAUUCACAAACCACCACAGAAUUUGAGGAGAGCUGGGGUCAACUACUAGCAAAGUAUGAUCUGCUUGGCAACAAUUGGCUUCAGUCUUUAUAUGAGGAAAGGUCGCUUUGGGUUCCAGUUUUCCUCAAGAGUGUAUUUUGGGCUGGUAUGAGCACAACGCAAAGGUCCGAAAGUAUGAAUGCAUUUUUUGACGGGUAUGUCCAUGCUGGAACGACAUUGAAGGAAUUUGUCGACCAAUUCGAUAAUGCUCUUAGAAAGAAAGUGGAGGUGGAGACAACGGCUGAUUUCAACUCUAGCAACCAAACUAUCCCAUGCGUCUCCCCUUUCAACAUUGAGAAGCAGUUUCAAAAAGUCUACACAAAUGCAAAGUUUAAGGAGGUCCAAAGAGAGUUGAUGGGCCUAAUGUGUUGUAAUUGUUGGCUGGUAAGCACACAAGGUUGCGUUUUAACAUUUGAUGUGUUGGAUGAAAUAUCGUUUGAUGCGCAAACCAAAAAAGUUCAUUACUCAGUUUACUAUAACGAAGAUGAGUGUGAGGUAAAAUGCACUUGUGGAUUGUUUGAGAUGAGGGGGAUUAUAUGUAGGCACGCACUUAGAGUUUGCCAGUUGAAAAAUAUUAAUGUGCUGCCAGAUGUAUAUUUCCUAGAUCGAUGGAGAAAUGACUUAAAGAGGCAUUACACAUUAAUCAGAAGUAGUUAUGAUGACCUGCGGGGUAGAUCAGAAACACGUAAUUACGAGCUUAUGAUCCAAAGAUGUUCGAAAUUAGCAGCAAAAAUAUCCUCAAACAAUGACAAAGUCCAUGCAUUUCUGCACUAUGUUGACGAGUUUGAUAAAACAUGUGAAGGUUCAAUGUGUGAGUCGACAUUCCAAUCAACUCUGGCCAACCCAACGGUGGUGUUGGAUAAGGGUAAAAAGAUUUUGAGCCCUAACGUCGUUCGAGGGAAAGGGAGACCUCCAAGUAAGAGGAAGGUUCCACCCGUGGAGAAAAUGACAACAAAGAGAAAAAAACAGACUUGCAGGAAACUGUUGGUAGAUGAAAGUGAAUUGGGUGAGAGGCCGGCCACUCAACCCUAACCAAGUUUAUUUUGAAGAAGGGUGGUAGUAACGACUCUGUAAUACAUGUGUCCAUUCAUUUAGAUCUUUAUUAUAUUUAACAAUUUUUUAUUAGCAGAAUUUGAUGGGUUUUCAAUCUCCUGCAGGUUGUUCCUGUUGAUGGCAGUGAGAGUCUCCUUGGAGACGUUGUUAUAUGGGUGUUGGUGUAGCUGAGGGAGGAGGUUACAUAUCUUGAUUGCCCUUUGGACAAGUGAGAGUGACAUUAAGCUUUUUAUAUUGGGUGGUGGUAUCUGCAUAAGGAACUGCUGAAAGCUCAAAAUUGGUUUUAUACAUGUUGCUGGGCGUUACUUUGCCCAGACUCAGUCCAAAAUUAGCACAUAUGGCACUUGAUAUCACAAAAAUAGACAAAGCGGAUGUUAGUCAAAGGAUGGUGUUGGAGAAACAAUAGAAACACUAAGGAAAGUCGGAAUGGGUUUUGGAUGUUAACUGGUGACAAGCAGAAUACUGCCAUACAGAUUGCUCUUGUGGAUUCUCAUAUGUAUUUCCCCAGGAGCAAUAAAAAGGGGGGGUAUUCUAAAACUUAUUCAAGCCAUCUUGAAGGCCACUGCCACACCACAUUUUGUAGAGUCCUCCAGAUUUCCAGCUGCUGUGUCUAGGCUGAAAGGGAAAUUUCUAGCAAUUUUGGAUGAAUCUGUGAGAAGCAGAAAGCAUCACAUAUCUUACCAUCCGGCUGAAGUUUCCAGUUAAGAGGAAGUUGUCCACGAGCUGCACUGAACUGAGGAUGUAAAUCUCAAAGAUGCUGAUCUUGAAUGGUUGAUUUUAUGUCCAUUCGUUGAUGUGCAAUUUGAUUGUAAUUUGUAUAUAUUCGAUUUUAAGACUGAUUGUACGAAUUUUAUUGUACAGUCCAAUGGAUAUGUAUUAAAGUCUGAACUUGUAUAGCAGGAAAAUGGAGACA
Carya illinoinensis is the source of this 6392-nucleotide messenger RNA. RefSeq names its product protein FAR1-RELATED SEQUENCE 5-like. NCBI's taxonomy places the organism in Eukaryota, Viridiplantae, Streptophyta, Magnoliopsida, Fagales, Juglandaceae. The transcript is spliced from 7 exons. The coding region runs from base 3155 to 5458 and encodes 767 amino acids. The record is from RefSeq and is a predicted model, not a curated record. Gene Ontology annotation, molecular function: zinc ion binding.